Dromiciops gliroides (monito del monte) is the source of this 2912-nucleotide messenger RNA. It is a transcript of the gene DAPK3, whose product is annotated as death associated protein kinase 3. NCBI's taxonomy places the organism in Eukaryota, Metazoa, Chordata, Mammalia, Microbiotheria, Microbiotheriidae. Bases 252 to 1616 code for a protein of 454 amino acids. Gene Ontology annotation, biological process: positive regulation of apoptotic process; intracellular signal transduction; protein phosphorylation. Gene Ontology annotation, molecular function: protein serine/threonine kinase activity; ATP binding. The record is from RefSeq and is a predicted model, not a curated record. The transcript is spliced from 9 exons. Gene Ontology annotation, cellular component: nucleus; cytoplasm.
CUGGGGCUGGGGGCCGGCGCGGUGACGACAGAGUAUGUCGGAAUGUUGCAGCAGCGCUGACUGGGUGCUGAUGUAAGGGCCGGAUCUGCCUUCACUCUCGCCUUCCCUUCCCAGACCCUUGAUGGGGCCCCGGCGGCGCCGAGCCUGGGGCCUGCUUUGAGGUACUUCCACAGGCAUCCUCUCGUCGUCCUGCAGCAGGCUGGGGGCUUCUUUUGGAGUUGAGAACAAGGUGACGGGGCUGACCUGCAACCAUGUCCACGUUCAGGCAGGAGGAUGUGGAAGACCACUAUGAGAUGGGCGAGGAAUUGGGCAGUGGUCAGUUUGCAAUUGUGCGGAAAUGCCGUCAGAAGAGCAAUGGGAUGGAGUAUGCAGCCAAGUUCAUCAAGAAGCGUCGAUUGUCAUCUAGUCGUCGAGGAGUGAGCCGGGAGGAAAUAGAGAGGGAGGUGGACAUUCUUCGAGAGAUCCAGCAUCCUAACAUCAUCACCCUCCAUGACAUCUUCGAGAACAAGACAGAUGUGGUGUUGAUCUUGGAGCUGGUUUCUGGGGGUGAGCUCUUUGAUUUCUUGGCUGAAAAGGAGUCCCUAACGGAGGAGGAGGCAACCCAGUUCCUUAAGCAGAUCUUAGAUGGCGUCCAUUAUCUGCACUCCAAGCGAAUUGCCCAUUUUGACUUAAAGCCAGAGAACAUCAUGCUUUUGGAUAAGAAUGUACCCAAUCCUCGAAUCAAGCUCAUUGAUUUUGGUAUUGCCCACAAAAUUGAAGCAGGGAAUGAGUUCAAGAACAUUUUUGGAACCCCAGAGUUUGUAGCUCCUGAGAUUGUGAACUAUGAGCCACUAGGUCUGGAGGCAGAUAUGUGGAGCAUUGGAGUGAUCACAUACAUUCUGUUGAGUGGAGCAUCCCCAUUCUUGGGUGAAACCAAGCAGGAGACUCUCACCAAUAUUUCAGCUGUGAACUAUGACUUUGAUGAAGAGUAUUUCAGUAAUACCAGUGAGCUGGCCAAGGACUUCAUCCGACGACUGCUCGUCAAAGAUCCCAAGAAAAGGAUGACCAUUGAGCAGAGCUUGGAGCAUUCAUGGAUUAAGGUGAUUAAGAGGAGGAAUGUUCGGAAUGAAGACAGUGGCAAGAAGCCAGAGCGUCGGCGGCUGAAGACAACCCGCCUCAAGGAGUACACUAUCAAAUCCCACUCCAGCAUGCCUCCGAACAACACGUACAUCAACUUUGAGCGCUUUUCUAAGGUUCUGGAGGAGGUGGCAGCAGCUGAAGAGGGUCUGCGGGAGCUGGAGCGAAGCAAGAAGCUGUUCCGGGAGGACAUUGAGGUCCUGACUUCUAUCUAUGAGGAGAAGGAGGCCUGGUACAAGGAGGAAAAUGAGAGCAUUGGCCAGGACCUAAGGCUGAUUCGUCAGGAGCUACACAAGACAGAGGCCCUGAAACGUCAGGCCCAAGAAGAGGCCAAGGGGGCUCUGCUGGGGGCUAAUGGGCUGAAGCGCCGCUUCAGUCGCCUGGAGAACCGCUUUGAGGCCCUGGCUAAGCAGGUGGCCUCAGAGAUGAGGUUUGUUCAGGACCUGGUCUAUGCCAUGGAGCAAGAGAAACUGCAGGAUGGGGACUGCAGUGUGCGUUAGUAUUUCUCUGGGCCAGAGAAGAGGAGUGCCAAGGGGGGGAGACAGUCAGACUUAUUGUUCAACAGCCGUCUGGGGCAGAGGGAAACUGACUGAUAAAUUGGUUGAAGAUGGAGUAUCUGGGAUUGGCUGCUCUCCUAUAUCCCUGCUUCUCUCAGGGUACUCUAGCAAAGAGCAGGAACAGUGCUGACAUUCCAUUUAUUUUUACCCUCCCUGGGAGGCUCUGAUUCAUUUCUGAAUCAGAGGGACAGGAGGCAGGAGGGUUGGCCAAAAUGGAAUGUCAGAACGAGACAAGAAUUCACUUUCUGAGUGAUAUCAAUUUCUGCAACAUUGCUGCACCCCCUGACUUAGUCACAGUUUGGAUUGGGUGAAUUUGAAAGACACCAACUUCCUUUAUUCUGUGUUGGGACUGAAGAAUUUUCCCAUAAUUCAUGCAAAUGAGAGACAUUCUAAGCUUGAGGGUCAUUGCUGUUGUCACUACCAUCCCCUAGCCUGCCAAAACAGAAAAAGUACAAAUGUUACUUAUGCCGCUGGACAGACAGCUGAUUGUCUUCUGGAGGAGCUUCACUCUGGUGGAUUUUGCCAACAGCCCCUGAAUGGAGAACAUCAUCAACAGUACCUGAACUGACCUUAUUUGAGAAGAUACCACUGUUAGCUAAGACUUGCAGAGGCAUAGGCUCCUGGUAGCUGCAAGCCAUAAUAGAAACCUGGAACUACAUGAGAACAAAAUAGGAUAGCCUCCCAAAGUUAGACAUAAUUGGAAUACAGACGUAAUUUGAAAAAUUUAACAAAUGCUCUUCUAGCCUUUUCUGUGUAAAUGCACUAGGUGAGAGAAAAACCUGCUUCUGCGUAAAGUUACAGUUGAUAUUAAACACAGACCAUUCAAACCCUGUCCCAGCACUGAAUGGUGGCCCCGGCCCAAUGGCUGUCCUGGCACCCUCCUUACUCCCAGUGCCUCCUGGGUAUUGGCCUGCUGGCCGGGUCAGUUAUUACCCUGUGAAUGGGUGAAAAGACAGGCAGCAGUUCAUCUAUACUCAAACACUUUUCUUUAGUUUUUGGCCACGGUUGCAGCAAAGCCCUGUGUCAUCUGUAACAGUGUUUGAGAUGAGACUGUUUAGAGAAGAGCUGAACCCAUUCCUUAUUUUCAUCUCCCAGGCCCAUCUGCCCAUUCUCUCUGCCUUUCCCUCUCACUGCUGGCAGCUCGAUGGCACAAGGUAUUCCAAAAGUCCUAGUACAAUUUUAAUCCAUUUGGGCUUAACACCCAGCUAAGGCUUUUGGGACACCCUAUAUAUAUAUAUA